This is a messenger RNA of Calypte anna (Anna's hummingbird), 616 nucleotides long. RefSeq names its product transmembrane protein 207 (gene TMEM207). NCBI's taxonomy places the organism in Eukaryota, Metazoa, Chordata, Aves, Apodiformes, Trochilidae. Bases 10 to 459 code for a protein of 149 amino acids. The record is from RefSeq and is a predicted model, not a curated record. The transcript is spliced from 5 exons.
CUGCUCGUGAUGCAGAGACAUGGAGCUUUCUGUUUCACUUCAUGGGCCACAAGAACUGGAGUUCUGUGUUUUACCUUCUUCCAGUUAGGAGACUCUGAGACGGCCUGUGAGUUUGGCGAGAGGUGCAUUGGGCAGAGCGAUGAAAACUUCAGCAGCUGGUAUGUGUGGUUCCUGAUGUUGUUUUUCCUGGCCUUGCUGCUGUCCUGUGGGAUCUGCUGCUGCCUGCAGUGCUGUCUGAGACAGCGGAGCUGCCUCCCCCCUCAGCACACCCUGGCUGUCCUCGCCCUCAGCAGCUCGGAUGCCUUUUGUGCAAGUGAAGCACCUCAGUGCCCAUUCUCCAUAUCUCCCGGCCCUUGCAUGACUGCAGAGAUGUCCUCUCCUCCUGUCGCACAGUUCAGCCUUGGGGGGACUGAGUUACCUCCAUCCUAUGAGGAUAUUAUGAAGGAAAACAAGCUCUAGGUGCCAUAUGUUGGCUCCCUGUGAUUCUUCUUGGUUCACUGGAGAUCUUCCAUCAUGCUACAGUAAUGUGAGAUCAAAUCAUCAGCCCUUUCUACAAGCUGGGCAAGAGAAUCAUAGAAUCAUGGAAUUGGCUGGGUUGGAAGGGACCUCAGAGAUC